GAAGUUGGAUCUUAUUUUAGAUUUUAAACUAGAGUGAAUUGGAUGUAGCAGAGAAUAGUUGAAACUAGCAGAAUAGCCCUUUUUAGCUGUUGCUUAAUAAGGAGCUGUUAAUGCACGCUUGAUUAUAGUAUAGUAUGAUGGAGGGGGGUGGGGGUUAAAUUGUAUUUGCAGUAUAUUGUGUGUUGUUUAUUUACCUACAUUAGACAUGUUGGAUCACUUCGUAAUAAAGUAAUAACAGUAGCUGUGUUCUGGGAGAUAAUCUCAUAGGUCUGUUUGUGGCAAAAAAAAGGAAAGAGUAACUUUGCCAGUUUUGGUCUGAUGUUGCAACAUUCGGUCUAACUCUGUACCCAGCAUCGACGUGUAGUUUUUAUUUCCACUCCCCUAAAAGAUAUCUUUACACACUUUCACUGCAUUGAGAGAAAAAGUAGCUGUGAAACCAUUUUUUUCCCCUGUAAUAAUCCUGUUUUGUUGUAUGUCUCGCACUGCUUAUCCCCUGGACCGUUCAGACAUGGCCGAGGACGCUGCAGAUGUAGUUCAGCUGCUCAAACGGCAGAAGGCGAAGCUGAUAGACAUUCUCAGUGCAGACGCAGAUUGUAUUCUGCAGGCUGCACAUUCUCGUGAUCUGCCCUCUGAUCGCGGCUACGAGCGGAUCAAAUAUUGUCGCGUUCCUAGCGAGAAGGUGCGAGACCUUUUGGAUCAUGUCAUCGAGAGGGGGCCUCGAUCAGCACGAGGGAUGCUGGACCUGCUGAAGGAAAACGAGAUGCAGGAGACUUUUCCUAAGCUUGCUUUUGUUAAAGAUCUGCAUGCCAAAACACCAUUGUCAGUUGAAGAGUCCGAAACACAAGAUCAGAUCCCCGCUAAAAAGCUUCGCCACAACAGUUCUGGCAGGGUGACGGAGAAGCAGCUGAUGAUCGUGGCUCGGGGUCUUGGCAGUUCCUGGAGGGAGAUCGGCAGAGUGGCUCUGGACAUCCCGUCUGUGAGGUUGGAACAGUUUGAGGAGGAGAACAAGAUUCACGCGGAGCGAGUCUUUGCCAUGCUCCGUUACUGGCGCAAUCGGACGAGGGAGGAAGCCACUGCUGCCUGCCUGCACUCCCUCCUCAGUCAGACGGACCUGGGAGUGUCUCCUGAGAGCAUUGACUUUCUGCUGGAGACCGACUGAGAUCUUCCCUCAUGAGAGACUGAACACUUUUAAUGGGGGAUGUUUUUUUUUUUUGUUUUUUUUACUGGGAAUGUUUUAGGAACAAAGAUUUGACAAUAGUAACAUCAGGCACCAAACGUGCAAACCUGUUAAUAAUGUCUGGGUUGGAAAAUGUAUUCUUUCACUUUUUUUAAACUAGGAAAAAAAUGGAAAAUGUCUGUAAUUUUGUUUCAUUUUAUUGUAAAUGGAGAAAAAAAAAUCUAUUUUUCUAUAAAUGUAUUUUGUAUUUUUUUUUUUACCAUCUCAUGAUUUAAUACAUCUUGAGUUUGUCUCAG
Messenger RNA from Fundulus heteroclitus (mummichog), 1473 nucleotides. Its product is annotated as CARD and Death domain-containing protein. Lineage: Eukaryota; Metazoa; Chordata; Actinopteri; Cyprinodontiformes; Fundulidae. Gene Ontology annotation, biological process: signal transduction; regulation of apoptotic process. Gene Ontology annotation, molecular function: protein binding. Bases 473 to 1159 code for a protein of 228 amino acids. The record is from RefSeq and is a predicted model, not a curated record. The transcript is spliced from 3 exons.